AUGGGGUUGAUUCUGAGGAACACCACCGCAACCAUCGCCGAAAGCCUCAGAACCGUGGAAGGCCAGCUGGUGCGCGUGGAGGUCCUCGUCCUCCUCAGCAACCUCCUACUAGUCCUCCUCGUGGUCCUGAGCCCCUAUCGCCACCGGCGCGGCGACAAGUCCUUCCGCUUCCUCGUCUGGGCCAUCUACACGCUGUCCACCGUCCUCGUCCCGUACACCAUCGGGCUGCUGGAGGCCGGCCCGUUCCACGACCAGACCUUCGUCCUGUGGAGCGCCGUCCUCCUGGUCCAGUCAGGCGCCGACUCCCUCUCCGCCUACAACCUGCGCGACGUCGAGCAAUGGAAGCGGAAGCUGCUGCAGCAGGGGCUGCAGAUUCUGCUGGUGCUGUGGCUGAUGGUCAGCUGCAAGGGCCACAACAAGAGCUACAGCGCCACGAUCUGGGUGUUCUGGAUCCUGAGCAUCGCGAAGAGCUACGCCAGGUUCCAGGCCUUGAGGGAGGCAAGCAAGACUGAAGGAUUGAUGAAGCACACCAAAGUGGUUGCCGAUUACAUGAUGACCGAGCACGAGUCAGCUCAGGUCUUCGACGCCACCACCAUGGAAGGAUACAGGUACAUAUUCCACGGCGAAGAGCUCACGCUCCCGUACUUCUCCAAGCCUGACUACAGGACGGCCAUCGCCGCGUGCGCGUUCACCACCGUCGACACGGUCUGGCAGUGGAUCGACAGCCAGAGCGUGAGCGUCUUCAGCAGGGAGCAUGGCGGCAUCCUGAAGGACAUCGCCCUGUCGUUCACGCUCUUCAAGCUGCUCAAGCGGAGGUUCUGCAAGUACGAGCACGGGGAGGCCGGCCGGCCCAAAACGCUGCGGCUCGUCGUGUCGGGGCUCCUCCGCGAAGAGGCUAGCUACAUCCGUGCUUUCAGGGUGAUCGAGAUGGAGCUGGCGUUCCUGUACGAUUUCUUCUACACAAGGCACCAGUCACACACUCAAUAUGUAGGAGUGACUGCAGUCUUCGUGCUCCCAGUGAUUGUUGCGAAUGCCGUUUCUGGAGCUUUCAGCAGGCACUACCACCGCACCAGUUUGGAGCAGACGGUGAAUGGGAUAGAUGUCGUUCACUGCAUUACCAUUGUGCUCAUGGUGAUUGUUGUUGCUGUGUUCAUCGUGGAAUCGCGCAUCAACGAUCAAAAGUGGCGGGUGGUCGACGAUCUCCACACGUUAACGGGUGCGAGCAGAAUCACCAUUAACGGGGUAGUCAUUCCGUUCGAUGAUGGCAGCAGAAAGCAGGCGUUGAAUUGGGUCAAGAAAAGAAAACAUAAGAAGCUGACGAGCAGGAACUGGGACAGGAAGCUGGGGCAGUACUCGCUAUUGCACAAAUUCGACUACCACCCGAGGAACAUAGCGUGGAUCCUGUCACUGGGCUUGAUCGAGCCAACCAGGGAAGGGCAGAAGGCUUCGGAGAAGAUCAAACUGCCCGAGGAAGUCGUAAUGCGCGUCCUGUCUCGGUUCAAGGAGAACGACGGCCACCUCGCCGACGGGCAAUCGGCGCUCGCCGGAAACGAUGCGAGGGGACUCUCGUGGGCGUGCGACCUGCCCACACACAUCCACACGAUUCUAGUGUGGCACAUCGGGACGACCAUCUGCGAGAUCACGACGCCGCCGCAGGAGCCGCUCACCGGCGACCGUCUAGUCGCCAAGAGCCUGUCGAACUACUGCGCCUACCUGCUGGCGUUCGUACCGGACAUGCUGCCGGGCCACAGCUACGACACGCGGCGGAUCUUCGACGCGGUGGUCAUGGAGGCCCGGGAGUACCUCGCCGGGUGUGACAGCAUGAGAGGCAGGUGCGUGAAGCUGCUGGAGCUGCAUUGCAGCGAGUUGACCAUCUUGGGGAUGGGAGCCAAGCUCGGGAGUGAGCUCAGGCGCAGAGUCUACAACAGGGCGCGGCGGUGGAAGUUGCUGGCCGACUUCUGGGCGGAGUUCGUUCUGUUUCUCGCGCCGUCGAGCAACGCCGACGUCCAUGCGGAGACGCUUGCGGCCGGCGGGGAGUUCAUGACCCAUCUGUGGGCGCUGCUCAUCCAUGCCGGCAUCCUAGAGCACCCCUGUUCCUCCUCUGCAACCAAUAAUGCUGGAGGAUAUAAUAAUGCCACUACACAAGAUUCUGUCGUCUGA
This is a messenger RNA of Phragmites australis (common reed), 2160 nucleotides long. RefSeq lists its product as uncharacterized. NCBI's taxonomy places the organism in Eukaryota, Viridiplantae, Streptophyta, Magnoliopsida, Poales, Poaceae. The record is from RefSeq and is a predicted model, not a curated record. The transcript has a single exon. The coding region runs from base 1 to 2160 and encodes 719 amino acids.